This is a messenger RNA of Vitrella brassicaformis, 1596 nucleotides long. NCBI's taxonomy places the organism in Eukaryota, Vitrellaceae. The record is from the annotation of a GenBank genome assembly.
GGCCACUGAAGAUCUUGACAGUGCUUGUUCAUCGUUAGUCAUCCAUUCACCGUUCAGGCAGAAACAUGUGCCACACGCGUCCACUCAUGCGUGGACCUUUCCUCUCAAUCAGUCUGUACAGUAGGUACAUGUGCUCACGCCCCUAGCUAUGUCGUCGUCUCAUUCAUCUCCAUGCACGACGGAAAUAUCGGCGCUGCUGCUAUCGUGUCCAGCAGCGAUGCGUCCCCAGACGCCUCCAGCAGGGCCGCAAAUGUCUGUGGGAACACCCCAGCAGGACCCUCACCGCCCACCUGCGGCCGCUCGGUGGUGUAGAGGGUGAGAGAUGCGCCUGGGAAGUACUUGCCCUUAUCCAAACAGAUGAAGGCCGCAAACGUGCUGUCCGCCUUGUCGCCAGAGAGGAUGAUCCUCCUGGUGGCCUUGUAACCACCGUCAAGGAUGUGGUCGACUGUGCGGCAGCCCCACACGGGCAGGGGCUGGUCGAGCAGCGCAGAGAUGCGGCCGUAGGUGUGCGAUCCGGGAUGUUCUGGGCGUGCGAAGCAGUGCUUUUCGUCUAAGGGGUAGGUUAUCAUCCUGAAUUCCAAUAAGACAAAGGAAGAACAAAACAGAUCAUCGUAGCUUUCCUUUCUUUCUUCAUUGUGAUCCCACGAUGGCAUGGCUUUCUCCUUACUUAUCGAUGCACAGUUCACGGAAAAAGCGGUACAGGGCGUUCAAACCUGUAGGCGGACCCAUGACUGAAAGUGACACGCACUAUCUCCCUCCCUCCCUCCCUCCCUCCCCAAUCUCCAAUCCCCGAUCUCUCUCUUACGUUCGCACGCGGGGUCAGUCGCAUCAAAGGUGGCCGCAAAAGGGCAGGCGGGCGGCAGGGUGUCGGCCGUGUGCAGUGUCAGGUCAGUCUGCAGUCUGUCGCCAUUGGCUCCCGGGGUAAGCUCCAUGCCCAUUCCCAGGUCCUGGCAAUACACCGAGUACUGCUGCAGCGCCUCUGGGCGGCUGAGGUACCGCCGCUUGCUGGCCAGCCGCCGCAGGUCGGUUGCUGUGAUGGUGACGGGCAGGGAUGUCACAUGACCAGUGCGCCUGGCCACACGCAAGAUGACCGCAUUGCCCGCCCAAUCCCCGCCAUUCUCGACCAGCCACAGGACGCGGAUCAGAUAGUGCCGUCUGGUCAUCCGCCGCGCACCGGGCCCACCGUCCUGCUGCUCCAGCCCCCCCUGCUGAUGCUGCGCGUGCUGCUCAUACGUCAGGACGCCGUCGACGUGAUGUUCCCGCAGCAGCUGGUCGAGACGCCGGGCGACGGUGUGGGUGAUCUCGGUGGUGAAUGGGAGGGUUUUGGCGGCAGCGAAGAGGGCAGCGCAUCCGCGUACGCCAAGGAGGUCUCUAACCCGGUGGCACAUCACCGGCAGGUCCUCCUCUAUUGAAUGCAGCACGGAGAGGGGCCGGGUGGGAGGGGGGGAAGAGGGAGAGGACUCAGAGGCUGCUGUCCUGGCCCUCUUCAUUUGCUCUUCACUUCAUCGGGGGAAGCGGCAGGCCUCACAUGGCCACUCUCAAGUCCGCACGCUCUUUUCACCUGAGCCAAGAUCUCCUUCUCUCCUGCAAGCAGAG